CAAAAAGACAAACAUUAAUCGUUACAAAAAUAAGAAUAGUUUAUAAUAAUGUUCAACUGUGCAAUUGUGCUUUUUUUUGCACUGAUGGCAUUUACCGAGGCUGUUCCAGCAGACCAAAUUGAAGCUCGCGUACCAAGAGCAGCUCAUCAUGGCGGCUGCAACGGCCCACAUGCAGGUGUACCGGGUUUCGGUGUUCCAGGCGGUUUCGGCAGCGCUGGAGCAGGUGCCUUAGUUGAGGCGGAGGCUAAUGCUGCAGCCGGAGCUUUUGGAGGGGGUCCAUUUGGUGGUGCUAGUAGCGGAGCUGGAGCCCAAGCUAGUGCUAAUGCCGGAUCUCAAACAUUUGGGAAAUGACACUUUUGAAGGAUAAAAUGGUAUCAUUACGAUUUAGAAACGCUUAGCUGUGACUAUAACAAGUGACAUUAUGUAGCUGUAUAAAACGAUUGCAUUUGUUUGCAAUGAAGUUUCAUUAUUCCAGAAUUGUUAUAAUUAUUAAAAUAAAUGUCAUGAUUUAUGUUUUCUUGAUAAUAUAUAGUGAGAUGAUUUCUAUUAGUUU
This is a messenger RNA of Phymastichus coffea, 553 nucleotides long. RefSeq lists its product as uncharacterized. NCBI's taxonomy places the organism in Eukaryota, Metazoa, Arthropoda, Insecta, Hymenoptera, Eulophidae. Bases 49 to 351 code for a protein of 100 amino acids. The transcript has 3 exons. The record is from RefSeq and is a predicted model, not a curated record.